Tachysurus vachellii is the source of this 439-nucleotide messenger RNA. It is a transcript of the gene tmsb, whose product is annotated as thymosin, beta. Gene Ontology annotation, molecular function: actin monomer binding. The record is from RefSeq and is a predicted model, not a curated record. The transcript is spliced from 3 exons. Gene Ontology annotation, biological process: regulation of cell migration; actin filament organization. Bases 107 to 241 code for a protein of 44 amino acids. Gene Ontology annotation, cellular component: cytoplasm. Lineage: Eukaryota; Metazoa; Chordata; Actinopteri; Siluriformes; Bagridae.
UGGGAAAUCCCCUCCCAGUCCCAUCCACACACAUAAAAGCAGGCUCAUCUUACCAACCUUCACAGACUGACUGCAGCCUUCACAGCUGACACACCCUCAUCCUGUCAUGGCCGACAAACCCAACAUGAUGGAAAUCACAAGCUUCGACAAAACAAAACUGAAGAAGACGCAAACCCAAGAAAAGAAUCCUUUACCAACAAAGGAAGCUAUCGAACAGGAGAGGAGAGAAUCAUCAUCCUGAGAGCAGGCAUGAAUAGGCUGAAGAAAUAAAGACAUCUGCAGCAAUUAAUACACACCUUCAUUAGUGUGAAACUGUGAUUUAACUUAUGUAACCACAUUUCUUUUUCAUAAUUCAAUGAUUCCUUUUUUUUAUAUAUAGAACAUUUUGGUGAAUGUAUGAGUUGUCUUUAAAAUAAUAAAAACAAAGUUAAAAAAAAUA